AUGGACUCUCCUCCGCCUCCUCCGGACCCGCUAUACGCGUCCGACGAUGCAUCGUCCUCGUUCCGUGGAGCCCUCGUCGAGCCACCCUUCGGUGAUGGCGGAACGGUAGCGGAGCGUCGGCGUCGCUGGGGACCACCCGCCGUUGGGACUCCACGACAGUCAUGGGCACCGAGCGAAGCAUUGGAGCUGCGGCGACGACCAGCCGCACUUUUAUUCGAUCGCCCCGAACGUGGACGGGUACGACGUUCGAUCGACAACUUGACGACUAUUGGAGGUGGAGAACGUCGACGACUAGCACCGGAAAUUCCUUCCGUGCCGCAACAUUUGCUGCCUUCCGCAGCCGACAGCAAUCUACACUAUUACAGAGUCGUCUACCGUGGGGUCGUCGCGCUGCUCUCCGAACCGGUCCUUUCCGCACCCAAGAGUACGCAAUACGUGGGAUACGGAGAAAUUUUCGCCUCAAGGUCCACCGUCCCGAUUGAUGACGAUACCACCAGGGCGAAUUCGGCCAUUCGUGUUGAUUCUCUCUUGACAGGAGGCUACGCUGUCGACGCCGCACCCCAGACGCUGGCGGACGACACUCCCAAACAUUCCAACACGGGAGGCGCCGCCAUUCCCUAUUCAGCGCCGUCGCUGUCCCAUCCGACACGGCAGGAUGGGCAUCGUACCAACGCACCUAUCGGAUAUCUAUUGGCGCACACCAAUGGUGAGACGAUUGUCGAACCUCUCCAUACCGUACCGCACGCCGAGGAAGGACUCUUUCGUUACAAGAUUGUGUCGACUACGCCACUACCUGUAUUGACGGGUCCAUCCCGGAAUGCGCCCAAGACCAAAGCCGUGAUGCUACCCGGAACGGUUCACGAAGUAUCCCUGCGCAUCACUGUUGAUAAUGACGGCGUAAUUUUUCUCAAACUCAGUCACCGUCGGGGGUGGAUGGCCGAUCGGAAAAUUGUUACUACUCGCGACGGUCAACCGCAAUCAAUCCCUGUUGUCCAGGAAUUGAUAUCACCGGUCAUGACGGACGUUUCGGACGAUGGCAGCAUCAGUGUAUCGGCCUUGUCCGUUCUUUCUACUUUUUCGAUUGCCGCUCCCUCAAAUGCCGCUCGACGUAGGCAUCGGCCACCCCGUCGCCGCAAAGAUGCCGACGCGAACGAAGCGUUGAUGGACAAGUCCUUGCCCCGACACAUUGGUGGGAGUCGAUCCCUACACGCGACCAAUUUAAUGGCCAAAGCGUCCAAACACAACGAUGGCCUUUCUUCAAAUGUCUCCAUCUUGUCCGACGAGUCGUCCUUCGAUCAACUACCAACCACCGCGCUCCGACACGGAAUGCCAUCCUCGACGGACGUAUCGCACGCUACGUCCAAGAGUAUCGUUUCCGUGUCUCCGGUGACACAGAAAUUUUAUCUCCUGCGGGUCACCGCUCCACGGGGUCUUAAAAUUCUCGACGCCCCGCAAUUCCAAGUCAAUACCCUCAUUCAUAGAAAAUCCGCGUCGCACAGCGUCGCCUCCCCGCAAAAGAUGCCUCCACCGGAACCGCACGGGUCCACGACCCACCAGUCCAUUUUUCAUACCAUGGCAGGACGCUCGGCGACCACUGCCACGAGCAAAUCCGGCAAUCCUGCUGUCUUUGACUCAAGCUCGAAAACUCGCGUACUACCUCGGGGAGCCUUUUUCGAGGCAUCUAAGCGAAUGGAAAAUACCGGAGCCUUUAGUCAAGGCGCCGGGUUGAUUAAAUUGUCGGAUAACAGCGGAUGGGCUAUUGUUCCUCGUCAGGACGAACUUGAUCACCAGUACCGUCACUAUUCUGGAGGUGUGGCAACGAUUAAGCAAGGCGAAGCAUCCCGUGCCUACCAAGAAGUGGGCAACGCUGUCUUGGAAUCGCAUGCUGUGGAAGCGUCCGUUGCCGAGCGAUUGUCGUCAACCGUGUGGAUUCGCGUCCGGACCCGGGCCGGACUUGCAGUCACAUGUCCACCCCCAGUGCUCCCCUUGGAUGAUGACAAUACAUCCCCCACUUCAUCGCGCGAGUCUUCUGCCAUUACCGGAUCUAACCACGGCUCAAACUAUGGACCACUGAGCAAUCUGGAUUCCGACGUGGCGUCGUCCGUUGGCAGCGCCUUUCUGGACGCUGUGUUUCGUACCCCCAAAAAGUCCGCCCCGGAAAUACCAGUGGAGCUGGCCGCCAAAUCCAGUAAUUUCGACAAGAUGCAAUUAUCAACAACAAUUGCAUGCGGUGUUUGUUUGGAAGUUGAAAAGUGGACGGAUCGGUCCCCGGAUCGUACCGGAGUCGAGUAUGCCCGCCUGCGCGGCGGCCAGGGUUGGUUGCCGCUCUCCAUUGCAGGCAAGGCCACCUACGAGGUAGUGUGCAAACCCGACGUUCGGUGGGGAUCGUUCUGGUUCCGCGUACAAACCGCCCGCGGUGUCAAGGUUCGCUGGGGUCCGUGUCAGCGGGCUCCACCCAUCAAAUCCGGCGACGGCAGCGAGUACUUUCGUUUCGAAUGCGGUGAAUUUCUGAGGGCCUCCGAAAUAUUAACCGUAUUUUCGCAGGCUGGCGAUCCAAUUGAGUGCUUCGCCAAAUUGUACCGCAAUCGCCACGUCCGGUGGCAUACGGGUCAUGAUAGUUUCCGGCAACUUCCAAGUCUGACGACGCAAGCAGAAUGGGUACAGGUCUUUGGUCCGGAAGAUCUGUUUCUUGACGAGUGUGCGGCCGAACCUCGGAUCGAGCGACAUGCGCAGGGGUGGCGGUACAAUGUUGUGCCCGACGCGGGAGUGGCGGUUCGCAAGGGACCGUCAUUUGCGGCCGAGACGACCCGUACUGUACUGCUCGGUGGUGAGAGUGUGGUCGUGACGGAACGCGUGUCGCCCGCCGGUGAUGAGACUGUCUGGCUGCGACUGAAGGAUGUUCCGGGCUGGGUCCAUGACGUGAACGAGGUCGGCGAACAGGUAAUGCUGGCGCACUCUUUGCGGCACCGAUCGCGAACGUCCGCUCGGGUACGACAAGCGGGACAACGCGAUGAAAUAGCCUACAACACAAUUGUGGCGCGAUUAUUUCACAGCGACGUUCCCGGAGACAGCUAUCGUCCGCCCAGGAAUUUGAAAGGAUCCAGAGGUCACCGGUAGGCAUUGUUUGAACAUGUUAACAGUAAGUCAAAAGCAUAUUAAAUUCUCUGUUUGACAUUC
Phaeodactylum tricornutum CCAP 1055/1 is the source of this 3177-nucleotide messenger RNA. RefSeq lists its product with no specific name. The coding region runs from base 1 to 3117 and encodes 1038 amino acids. The record is from RefSeq and is a predicted model, not a curated record. The transcript has a single exon. Lineage: Eukaryota; Bacillariophyta; Bacillariophyceae; Surirellales; Neidiaceae.